Molecule: messenger RNA, 1327 nt
Organism: Phragmites australis (common reed)
Lineage: Eukaryota; Viridiplantae; Streptophyta; Magnoliopsida; Poales; Poaceae
Product: protein YIP4a-like
Exons: 3
Coding region: 174-977 (267 amino acids)
Biological process (GO): endoplasmic reticulum to Golgi vesicle-mediated transport
Cellular component (GO): membrane; trans-Golgi network
Source: RefSeq, a predicted model, not a curated record
CUGCCAGACGAAACACGAAUGCGUGAUUCGGGUCACCAUUCCGCCGACCGAUUCUGUCCGUCCCACUCCACGCCACGUGCCUCUUCCUCCGUUCGCCGCUCCUCCCACCCUACGCGCGCAACCCGCACCCCCCCCCCCCUCCGCGAAUCCCUCCACCCGCCGCGGCGCCCGCCAUGUCGCGCCCCAACUCCGGCGACACCGUCCCGCUCCACCCCUCGUCGGCGCGGUCCGACAUGGACGAGAUUGAGGACCUCAUCCGCGCCGCGCCCUCCCUGGCCGCUGUCCUCCCCGCCGCGCGGCCUCCCUCCCCUCCCCGCGCCUCCAUUCCCAUCUCCUCCACCUCCCCCACCCCGGUGGCCCCUCCCGCCACAUCCAUCCUCCCGUUCUCCGCCUCGGGCUCCGUCGCCAUCCCCAUCGCCGCCGACGGGUUCAGCCCCGCGCCCAACACGCUCACCGAGCCCGUCUGGGACACCGUCAAGCGCGACCUCUCCCGCAUCGUCACCAACCUCAAGCUCGUCGUCUUCCCCAACCCCUUGCGCGAUGACCCCGGCAAGGCGCUGCGCGACUGGGACCUCUGGGGGCCCUUCUUCUUCAUCGUCUUACUGGGCCUCAUACUAUCCUGGUCAGCCACCGUCAAGAAGUCUGAAGUGUUUACUGUUGCCUUUGCUGUAUUAGCUGCUGGUGCUGUAGUUCUCACGCUCAAUGUUCAACUGCUGGGUGGGCACAUCAUCUUCUUCCAAAGCCUCAGUCUUCUUGGAUACUGCCUGGUCCCUCUGGAUGUUGGUGCUCUGAUUUGCAUUCUGAAGGACCAUGUCAUAUUAAAGGUAGUUGUGGUGACGGUAACAUUAGCAUGGAGCUCCUGGGCAGCUUAUCCAUUCAUGAGCGCUGCUGUUAACCCACGGAGAAAGGCCUUGGCGCUGUAUCCUGUGUUCCUCAUGUAUGUCUCGGUUGGGUGUCUCAUAAUUGCAUUAGAUUAAGGUUUGGGUGAUUGCUAUGGUACUAUCAGAAAUCCUGAGUUUUUUCCUCUAGCUGGACCAUCAGAAUGCAUAUAUCUUUUUAGUUGAAUGCAUACAAUUUUUAGUUGACAUUGUUAUUGUAGUCUUUUAUUGACUGCUUUGAUAUCUUACAUUCUUUUUUGUAAGAAAAAGUUGCUAGGCUUUAGAAUGCAGUCAAAAGUUAUAAAUGUUGUCUAGGUACCGUUCUGUUUUGCAUCCAUGUAGAUAAUUUGGAGUUGACUGCUGAGUGUACUUUGUUUUACAGUUUUGUUAGUGUGUGUGUGAGCCGUGUUCUCUCUGUGGUGCUACCAGGCAGGAUCAUGUAACGGUUU